Thalassophryne amazonica is the source of this 2023-nucleotide messenger RNA. RefSeq lists its product as uncharacterized. Gene Ontology annotation, cellular component: nucleus. Lineage: Eukaryota; Metazoa; Chordata; Actinopteri; Batrachoidiformes; Batrachoididae. Gene Ontology annotation, biological process: negative regulation of transcription by RNA polymerase II; nervous system development. Gene Ontology annotation, molecular function: protein binding; RNA binding. The transcript has 3 exons. The coding region runs from base 477 to 1823 and encodes 448 amino acids. The record is from RefSeq and is a predicted model, not a curated record.
UUAUACACAUCCAACGAGAGGGAGCAUGAAGAGAGGAAGAGGAGGGUGAGUACAAAUGGAAGAGAAGCUGGGAGUGCUACUCGGUACCAUCCAUGAGGUGAACCGAUUCAGAUGAGAGUGAUUCAUAGAGAAAAAAGACAGAAAUCAGUCUGAAAAAGGUUAAGAGGAUUGGCUGAGCACAGUGGGAGUGCAAAAUGUAAAAGUGAGUAGGAGGGAAAAGAGAAGAGGAAGAUAGUGCGUGUGAUCUUCUGUAGAGCUUCUGUGGAUGCUCCUGUUCACUCUGCAGCCUGGAAGGACAACAGACAGGUGAGCAGAUCUGUGACAUCCUGCAUGAACGUGCAGUUUGAUGGUAUCUGGAUGGACAGAGAGAUGGAUGCAUAGAAGAAAAAUAUCAGAGAGAUCCGUGAGAUCUGUGCUCCACAUUCACACCGCCUCUUCAGUUUCUGCAGUGGGGUUUGCAGUACCAGAGUGAGCCAAUGAGCAUUUCACCAACCCCGGCUCUAGUACCGGUCAGGGACAACCUCCCACUCAAGAAGAGGGACCCAAGGCUCAGCUCCACGCAGCCGCAGUGUGAUACUGCAACAUUCAAGGUGCCGUACCCAUACAAGAGCCACAGUGGAUUUCGGACAAAACAAACGGGUCCCUUUCGGCCCAUACCUAAACGGCUUCUUCCACUGCACCAUUCCUGGACACAGAUGCACAAGUCCACCAGAUCUAAACCUCACUACCUCUCUGCAUUCAGUGUCUGCCCAGAGUGGACGGAUUUCAACCCACUGAACACUGACUGUUACUUUUCCCACCACUAUCAGCAUCACAGCCACUUUUCUGGCACCAACGAGCUCCAGAUGAGGCUCUCGCACCACCUGUACAGGUUCAGCCCUGUCUCUUUAUUCACUGAGGGUUUCAGUGGGGUGGGGAGGGGGUAUUGCUCAGGCACACUCAAGGCAUCGAGGGACAAGAGCUUAAACACAGAGAGGCGGAGCAAUGGACAGAGCAAAAGCCUGCAUAUAGAGAGAAAUGACAUUAAAAUGGAGCAUUUUGCCAGACUUGAUAAAUCAGACUCUGUAGCAUCCCUCUGUCAACCUGAUUUACUGCAUACAUCAACUGUCAAACCACCUUUCUCUGUCAGAGGUUCAGAUGGUGAUACCACAAACAAGGCUGACAGCUCCACAAAGGAUGUCCCAGCAGGACUGCGUGUGCACCUCUCUUCUGAGCAUCCCUCCUCCUCAAACAGCCAGUUCCCGUGGCUGAUUCCUCACUUUGUAGCGGGCUCGCUGAUCGAGCUCAGGGACGGGCGGCUCAGAAGGGUGGAGCACCUGCAGACGGAGGACUUCCUGCUUGGCUCCUUGGCCUAUCCAAACCUCCGCCUGAGCUGCUGCACAGUGCAGAGCAUCAGUCCUUCAUCCUCUUCCUCAUCGAUCUCACGCCUCCUCAUCCUGCUUCACAACCAGCAGUCGCAGGAGUCGGUGGAUGUGUAUGUGGAGUAUCCGUUCUUUGUGCGUGAUCAGGGUUGGUCCUCCUGCAGUCCACAGAGGACGGCCCGUCUGUGUGGCCUGCAGUGCCGCCAGCUCAGUGUGGGGGACGUCUGCCUGGCUCUUACACCUCUAACUGACCAAUGGCCAUCAACAGCAAAAGACUCACCUGUGCAGCCAGAGGGAUGGCAUUUGCCUCUGCAGCAACAACAUCCCCAAGUUUCCAUAGGCACCCAGCUUUCCUCACAUCCUGAAAGGCCUGCAGGAGGUUAUAAGGAGGCAGAGUCAGUGCGGAGGAGACACCACUCUGCUCCUGCCCUAAAAGGUUCUGGUGCUUCUCUCAUGUUGUGAGCAGCAUCCCUGUUUUAUAAGCAUGGUCCAACUCAGACACUUUGAACAUUUGCCAUGUUUCUUCUUCUAAAUUGUCAUUUUUAAUUAAAAAAAUGCAUUUAUUAUUAUUAUUGUUAUUAUCAUCAUCAUUCCUGUCAAUGCAGAAAUGAUACUCUGUUCACCCCUGAUCUCAGAAGUUAAGCAGAGUAGGUCUGGAUCAU